Molecule: messenger RNA, 312 nt
Organism: Trichoderma harzianum CBS 226.95
Lineage: Eukaryota; Fungi; Ascomycota; Sordariomycetes; Hypocreales; Hypocreaceae
Exons: 1
Coding region: 36-269 (77 amino acids)
Source: RefSeq, a predicted model, not a curated record
GCUCUCCUGCCCAAUGAUCCCCAGGGUUUCAUCGAAUGCCGAGUCAGUGCGACAAUCGUCGCAAGCCUCUGCACGCUGCCUCUCUCCUGAGUGCUGCAGCUAGACCAAUGCUCGGUUGCACUACCCGCAAGUUGAGCAGAUUCAUUGGCAAGACAUGCCCUCUGUACGGAGUACUCGUACGACUUCCCGUCCUCUUGCAGCUCCCGCACGCACUACGUAUGCUCCCCAGCACAGUGCGCCAUCUGCCAAGAAGCAAUUGUGCAGAUUAAGUCCCGGACAAAUUCAACACAGCCCAGGGAGCGAGGCCGCAAG